CCGCCGAGGGACGAUGGCGCGGCCCCGCGGCGGGCGGUGGCUGCUGGGUGUCCUGCUGGCCCUGUGCCGCCUCGCCGCGCCGCUCGCCAAGAGCCUGGAGCCGGUGUCGUGGAGCUCCGCGAACCCCAAGUUCAUGACUGGGAAGGGGCUGGUCAUCUACCCAGAGAUUGGGGAUAAACUGGACAUUAUCUGCCCCAAGGCGGAGCCGUCCAAGCCUUACGAGUACUACAAGCUGUACCUGGUGAGGAAGGAGCAGGCGGAUGCCUGCAGCACCGUCAUGGACCCCAACGUGCUGGUGACGUGCAACCGGCCCGAGCAGGAGAUCCGCUUCACCAUCAAGUUCCAGGAGUUCAGCCCCAACUACAUGGGCCUGGAAUUCAAGCGGCAGCAGGAUUACUUCAUCACAUCCACUUCCAAUGGCACUCUGGAUGGCCUGGAGAACCGGGAGGGAGGGGUCUGCCAGACACGCUCCAUGAAGAUUGUCAUGAAAGUGGGGCAGGAUCCCAACGCGGUGAUCCCAGAGCAGCUGACGACGAGUCGGCCGAGCAAGGAGUCGGAUGACACCGUGAAGGUCGUCACGCAGAGCCCGCGCAGCAAGGUCCCAGCAGUGGAGGAGCCUGGCAAGCCAGGCUCUGUCAACCAGGACGGCCAGGAGACCCAAGGUCCCAGCGAUGGCUUCCUGAGCUCCAAGGUGGCCGUGUUCGCGGCCAUCGGCGCCGGCUGCGUCAUCUUCAUCCUCAUCAUCAUCUUCCUCGUCGUGCUCCUGAUCAAGAUCCGCAAGCGGCACCGGAAGCACACGCAGCAGCGAGCCGCAGCCUUGUCCCUCAGCACCUUGGCCAGCCCCAAAUGCAGCGGGAACGCGGGCUCAGAGCCCAGCGACAUCAUCAUCCCCUUACGGACUACAGAGAACAACUACUGCCCGCACUACGAGAAGGUGAGCGGGGACUACGGGCACCCCGUCUACAUCGUGCAGGAGAUGCCCCCGCAGAGCCCAGCCAACAUUUACUACAAGGUGUGAGGAGCAGCCUGGGAACGGCCGAUGCAGCAGCGCGGGAGCGCCGGGCGCGGGGCUGGCGCCGCAGGGAGGAAGCGAAACGUUCCCCCCGCCCUGGCACGGCGCGGGCAGCGCCGGGAGCGGCGCCGGGGAGCGGAGGGCUCAACGCUCACGUGCUGAUUCUCCCCUUUGUAUUUAGUUUUGUAGUUCUCAGCUUUUGUAAUCCCGAGACUCUGAGGGUGAGCCUUCAGCCUCCUCCUCUUCUUCUUCAGACUGUGGCCGGCCGUGGGGGGCGGGCGCCGUGCCUUUCUGUGCUCGGGACACCGCUGGCAAACCCGGAGACUCCACCUCCCCUUUGCGGUUUGGGAUUUCCCCGCGUCACCCCUCCGGGCCUGUGGGAAGUGCCCGCCAGCGCCGCAGGGUCCCGGAGCCUGGAGCGAUGCCGGGGCCUCGGUCCCAGGAGCAGCGAGCGCACAGGGGGAUGAGGAGGAGGAGGAGGAUGCUUUGCCAUGGUGCCAAGAUGCAGACAACUGUGCAGGGAGGAAGCUGGCAAACCCAAUUUACUACUACUACUAUUAUUAUUAUUAUAAUAAUUAUUUUAAUUUUUUUGUAACAUUUUUAUUUUUGUGAAUUCCGGGCGGGACUCCGGCCCGCCACCUCUGGGCACACGCUAUCACCUCCUUCCAGCACGUCAUCCUGCCGGCCACGGGGCAGAUCCCGCUCCCCCCACUGCCCCUGGAAACUUUUGUGUUUGUAGCUGUUGACUCUUGUUUUAGUCUCUUUAUAAAAAGAAAGAAAGAAAAAAAAAUUUCUAUCUCCACCCUGUCUCAAGCG
This is a messenger RNA of Melozone crissalis (California towhee), 1828 nucleotides long. It is a transcript of the gene EFNB1, whose product is annotated as ephrin B1. The record is from RefSeq and is a predicted model, not a curated record. Gene Ontology annotation, biological process: axon guidance; ephrin receptor signaling pathway. NCBI's taxonomy places the organism in Eukaryota, Metazoa, Chordata, Aves, Passeriformes, Passerellidae. The transcript is spliced from 5 exons. Gene Ontology annotation, molecular function: ephrin receptor binding. Gene Ontology annotation, cellular component: plasma membrane. The coding region runs from base 14 to 1018 and encodes 334 amino acids.